AUGUCAGUAACAAGGGCUGACAAAAGCUUUGUUGUGGACAUGCCACAAAGGCAAUCUCCUCGAAGGACGUAUCAGGCUAGGCCAUUGAGUUCUAAUUCAGAACCUUUGCAUCAUCGACCCAUUACUGAUCGUAGUAAUCCUAAGCUUGGAUAUCGUCGUUCACUAAAAGGUGCUAUACAAUUUGAUCAAUUGAACCAAAAGAAGCUUGGCACUAAUAUUGCAAAUUUAGAAUCUCAACUAGGGCAAGCACAAGAAGAGCUAAAUAAUCUCAAAGACCAGUUGGCUUCAGCAGAAGCUGCAAAGAAAGAAGCACAACAAGAGCUGAAAAAUAAGACCAAUAAGCCUAAAGCUCGGGAAACUGUUGAAGUUAAUGAAAAGGUUCCUUCGAAAAGAACUCGAGAUUCUAAGAAAUUCGAUUGUAGCAUCAAAGAUAAAGUCUCUGAAGAUCUUGCAAUAGAUCAAGCUGAAGCUGAUCAAAAUGGUCCUGAAAUGGACAUUGAUGAUAAACCAGUCAGAAGCACUAGACCUUUGGCUGAGAUUUAUGAAAAAGCUGAAGUAGCUACUAUUGAACCAUGCUGUUUUGAAGAAGCUGAAGCGUAA
Molecule: messenger RNA, 600 nt
Organism: Gossypium arboreum
Lineage: Eukaryota; Viridiplantae; Streptophyta; Magnoliopsida; Malvales; Malvaceae
Product: interactor of constitutive active ROPs 4-like
Exons: 1
Coding region: 1-600 (199 amino acids)
Source: RefSeq, a predicted model, not a curated record